Messenger RNA from Striga hermonthica, 483 nucleotides. The record is from the annotation of a GenBank genome assembly. Lineage: Eukaryota; Viridiplantae; Streptophyta; Magnoliopsida; Lamiales; Orobanchaceae.
AUGUCGCUGAUCCCAAGCUUCUUUGGCAACCGCCGGAGCAAUGUGUUCGACCCGUUCUCGUUGGAUCUGUGGGACCCAUUCGAGGGCUUCCCUCUCUCCACCGGCAGGGACGCAUCGGCGGUGGCCAACGCGCGGAUAGACUGGAAGGAGACGCCUGAGGCCCACGUGUUCAAGGUGGAUGUCCCCGGCCUCAAGAAGGAGGAAGUCAAGGUGGAGGUCGAGGACGGCUCUAUUCUCCAGAUCAGCGGGGAGAGGAGCAAGGAACAAGAGGAGAAGAACGACAAGUGGCAUCGCGUCGAGAGGAGCUCCGGCAAGUUUGUCCGCCGUUUCCGGCUUCCGGAGAAUGCAAAGCUGGAUCAGGUGAAGGCUGCCAUGGAGAACGGAGUGCUUACGGUGUCCGUGCCCAAGGAGGAGAAGGAGGCUAUCACUGACCGAGGGUACCCCAACCCUCUCAUGGUGCAACCAGAUGCUAGCCCCCGGUAA